Anopheles maculipalpis is the source of this 1711-nucleotide messenger RNA. RefSeq names its product DDB1- and CUL4-associated factor 10 homolog. The record is from RefSeq and is a predicted model, not a curated record. The transcript is spliced from 7 exons. The coding region runs from base 38 to 1705 and encodes 555 amino acids. Gene Ontology annotation, molecular function: protein binding. Gene Ontology annotation, cellular component: Cul4-RING E3 ubiquitin ligase complex. Lineage: Eukaryota; Metazoa; Arthropoda; Insecta; Diptera; Culicidae.
UUAAGUGUGUGUGUGUAUACCCGUGACAUUGAACGGCAUGUCUCUGCACGAAUGGUACCGGAGACGGGAGCGGGGGCUACCACCUCGCAUUGGCGACACCGACAUGAUCCACCGUACCCUGUUCCGGUCGCUGCAGCCAAAGGUGCUGCCCGACGAAUUUGCACCACCCUACCGGUACGGCCAGGACGUUGGAGCUAUCUGCAAUCUGGAGUUUUCGCCGGAUGGAUCCGUUCUGAUUGCUGCGUGUGAGCAUAAAUCAAUCGUGCUGUACGAUCCACUCACAGAAAAGCAAGUCUGCACUGUCGAUAACGCCCACGAAGGGAGUGUAAAUUGCAUCAGGUUCGUGGACAAUCGUACCUUUGCCAGCUGCUCGGAUGAUACCACGAUUGCACUAUGGGAUUCGCGUAAUCUGUCCACCAAGCUGCGCACGCUAAACGGUCACAGCGGGUGGGUGAAGAAUAUCGAGUACGCAAAGCAUGCGGGCGUACUCAUCUCAUCCGGGCUGGACGGUGUAGUGUACGGUUGGGAACUGAACAACAGCACCGAGCAGGGGUGCACUUACCAACGGUUGCUGCACGUGCCGGGACUGAUGCGUUGCCGGCUAGUGCCAGAUGAAACGCGCCUAGUACUGUGCACGACCAGUGGUUACCUGAUGCUGGUGCACGACCUAAACCUUGCCAGCAUUGCCGGAGAUCUCGUCAACUUUCGCCCAAACAUUCACCGACUGAGCUUAAUGCGUAAGCAACGGAUCACAUUCACUGCACGUAAGAGUCCUACAAUCGCCCACAGACGAAAGCGAAAUCGUGUCGAGUUUGUGAGCGAUUUUCCAACCGGCGACGAUGCGGAAAUGAUUAGCGGUUUAACGAUACAUCCUCAAGGCUGGUGUGCCCUUAGCAGAAAUAUUUCCUAUGAUGAAAGUACUGAGUGGUCUGUAGUACAUGAUAUACAAAGUUGGAGUGAAGAGGAUGAUGAUCCCUGCAUGGAUCAAGAGAACUUAGAUCCAGAAAAGGAAGAUGAAUCCGAAGCUGAACAAGAACCGCAACCUGAGCGAAGCAUUCCUCUCAGGUUAGCAAACGUUUUUUUGGGCGACAGUAAAAGAACAACCAACGGCACCGUUCUCAACGAACCGACCUGGUGCAAUAACAACACCACACAACGGAAUGUGAUCAACAACGUAUUUCCUACUCAUUCGGGAGCUUCGUGCCCAAGCCUCGCACACACACCACACUUAAGACUGCCGCCCAACAACGGAACCAAUAUGAAGGAAUGCGAUGCCGCGAUCACCACCACCACCAUCCGCAACGACGAGAAGGUUGUAUGGCCACGGGACAUGUCCGUAGCUAAGAAACGUACAGACAGCAACCUGCCAGCAAAUGGUACCCGUCUGCUGUACUACAUACAGGAGUCGAAAAAGGUGGAGGGCUAUAUGCGGGAGGCGUGCUUUUCUCCCGAUGGACGGGUCAUAUGCUCACCGCACGAUGAUUACGGUGUGCGGUUGCUGGCGUUUAACGAGCAUUGCAAUGAGAUGCAUUACGCGAGACAGUACAUUAGCAACGGCAACGGACCGGAGAUCCUACGAGAGCUACAGUACAAGCCGUGCCAUCCGCACGUGGUAAUCAGCAGCCAGUUUAGUCCACGGUUUCCAUUGCUCGUUACCGGCUGUUUGAUGGGGAAUGUUGUUUGGAAUCUACCGGUGUUAAGUUAGAUCGUA